Symbiodinium sp. CCMP2592 is the source of this 888-nucleotide messenger RNA. The record is from the annotation of a GenBank genome assembly. NCBI's taxonomy places the organism in Eukaryota, Dinophyceae, Suessiales, Symbiodiniaceae.
AUGGACAAGGGUAGGCCCCCACCGACGGAUUCCAUACGCUACACUAUUGAUGUGAGCGAUUUCUACCGCGUACAACUCGAUGCUUUCGAAGGUCCAAUGGACCUUUUGCUCUACCUCAUCCGCAAGCACGAGGUCGAUCUGCACGAUAUCCCGAUCUCGAUCAUCACGGAUCAGUACCUUGGGUUUCUAGACGAUCUGGACUCGAUCGAUAUUGAUCUUGCUGGCGAGUUUCUCGUCACCGCCGCGACCUUGAUGGAGCUCAAGUCCCGCAUGCUCGCGGUGGACGUCGUCGAGCGUGAGGACGCUCCGGACGACAAGCAGGAGGAUCGCGAAGACCCUCGCGCCGAGCUCGUGCGUCAGCUGCUUGAGUACAAAAAAUAUCGAGACGCGGCGACGAUGCUCGAACAUCGACAAGCCCAAUGGGAACGACGCGCCCCAGUCCAUAGCGCCGGGAUCGACGACGAGUCCGUCCGCAGUGCUAUGGAUGAGAUGGGUGAGCUGGAGAUCGAGGAUCUGGAUCUGAGCGAUCUCGUCGAUGCAUUCCGCGCAAUCGUCGAAUCGGUGAACUUUGAUCGCUUGGGUGAGCACGAGGUCAUGAGCGAUGACACGCCGAUCGAGGUGUACGCGGAUGACAUCGUUGAGAAGCUCAAUCAAUCGAUCUCGCGUGACGCCUCUCAGCAAACAACGCUGCGUGAUCUGAUCAUCAACAAACCGAGACAGCAGAUGGUCGGGACAUUUCUCGCGCUGCUCGUGCUUGUGCGUGAUCAACGCGUGCUAAUUGAUAUGCAAGGUGAUGAGCCCGUUAUCAAUCUGAAUCCGGAUUACGAUCCCAGCAGCGAUCCGGCGUCUCCCGACAAUGCGGACGAGCCGAUCGCGGACUUCGUGUGA